Pygoscelis adeliae (Adelie penguin) is the source of this 1324-nucleotide messenger RNA. RefSeq names its product ATPase, H+ transporting, lysosomal 38kDa, V0 subunit d1 (gene ATP6V0D1). The record is from RefSeq and is a predicted model, not a curated record. Gene Ontology annotation, cellular component: lysosomal membrane; plasma membrane proton-transporting V-type ATPase complex; vacuolar proton-transporting V-type ATPase complex. The transcript is spliced from 10 exons. Gene Ontology annotation, molecular function: proton-transporting ATPase activity, rotational mechanism. NCBI's taxonomy places the organism in Eukaryota, Metazoa, Chordata, Aves, Sphenisciformes, Spheniscidae. Gene Ontology annotation, biological process: vacuolar transport; vacuolar acidification; proton transmembrane transport. The coding region runs from base 1 to 1161 and encodes 386 amino acids.
AUGCCGGAACAGGCGAACGCAGCUGGGGAGGAGGCACGGCAGAAGGCUCGCAGCCAGUGUCUCGUCGACCUGCAGCGUGUGGGAUCUCUGGCAGCCGCCCCUGCCGAGGUGCUGCUGUUGCUGCCAGAGGCCGACUCCAGCUCGGAUCCGGUGUUCGACUUUGACAAGGGUCAUGUUGAAAACUCCACUGUCUUGGGUUAUCUGGACCAUGUUUUCCCACCUCGACAGUGUGAGCACUUGAAACUGCACCUCCAGAGCACAGACUAUGGGAACUUCCUGGCCAAUGAAGCCUCCCCGCUCACCGUCUCCGUCAUAGACGACAAGCUGAAGGAGAAGAUGGUGGUGGAGUUUCGUCACAUGAGGAACCAUGCAUAUGAGCCCCUAGCAAGCUUUCUGGACUUCAUCACGUACAGCUACAUGAUUGACAACGUCAUUCUGCUGAUCACUGGGACCUUGCACCAGCGUUCGAUCUCCGAACUGGUGCCCAAGUGCCAUCCUCUGGGAAGUUUUGAGCAGAUGGAAGCCGUGAACAUUGCUCAGACGCCUGCGGAGCUCUACAAUGCAAUCCUGGUGGACACUCCCCUGGCUGCUUUCUUCCAAGACUGCAUAUCUGAACAGGACCUGGAUGAAAUGAACAUCGAAAUAAUUCGAAACACACUGUAUAAGGCUUAUCUGGAGUCCUUCUACAAGUUCUGCAAGGUGCUGGGAGGUACCACGGCAGAUGCCAUGUGCCCGAUCCUGGAGUUUGAAGCUGACCGGAGGGCCUUCAUUAUCACCAUUAACUCAUUUGGUACUGAGCUGUCCAAGGAGGACCGAGCAAAGCUGUUCCCACACUGCGGCAAGCUCUACCCUGAGGGCCUGGCUCAGUUGGCCAGAGCAGAUGACUACGAACAAGUCAAAAAUGUUGCUGACUACUAUCCUGAGUACAAGCUGCUGUUUGAAGGGGCUGGCAGCAACCCUGGAGACAAGACCCUUGAAGACAGGUUCUUUGAGCAUGAGGUGAAGCUGAACAAGCUGGCCUUCCUCAACCAGUUCCACUUUGGAGUCUUCUACGCCUUCGUGAAGCUGAAGGAGCAGGAGUGCCGCAACAUUGUGUGGAUCGCAGAGUGCAUCGCCCAGCGGCACAGGACCAAGAUCGACAACUACAUUCCCAUCUUCUAACCCUGCUCUGCUCCUGUCCAACCUGCCCGCCCCUGGAGUCCGGAGGGACCCCUGUCUAACUCCCUGAGUUAUCCCUUGCCCAGACUCCAGGGAUGUCCCAUCUGUGGAACUGGCUCAGAUGAGGAAACUGUACAGUUGCUAGUUAAAUUAUUCACAAGCUGAA